Molecule: messenger RNA, 3236 nt
Organism: Salvelinus fontinalis (brook trout)
Lineage: Eukaryota; Metazoa; Chordata; Actinopteri; Salmoniformes; Salmonidae
Product: heparan sulfate glucosamine 3-O-sulfotransferase 5
Exons: 5
Coding region: 878-1918 (346 amino acids)
Molecular function (GO): [heparan sulfate]-glucosamine 3-sulfotransferase activity
Source: RefSeq, a predicted model, not a curated record
GAGCUGCAUAUCGUUUGCGCAUCCACCUCUCUCCUCCAAGAAACGCCCAAACUCUCAAAAUCAGUCGUCAGUCACAAGUCUGCUGCUACUGGUGGACGGCUGUGGUGGGCACUCCUACUGUAUUUUGGAACUCAAAAGCUUGAACGCGCAUAUUCCAACUGCACAGUGCUUUGUCAAGGUGCCCUGAAAGCAGAGGGUACGCACUUACCGAUCUACAGUUUCCGCGGGACAGCGCUGAGAUUCACCAUUCCCACAGAGGUCCACGAGAUGUCACAACCUACUUCAUUACAUUAGUAGCAGAUUACCUACACCUGGCUUCUUGGCGCCGAUAUUUGUGUACACGUGUGUUCCGUGUGGAACCAGCAGGAUGACUGUUUAGAAUAGUUUAAUAGCAUAUAGAAACACAGAACAUUUUCUCGACGAGUCGGUCCGGGACAUCUCUUGCGGCAGUGCGUGUAGGUGCUUGAGACCGAGAAGCACCUGCUCUAGCCCGCAGAUUAUGUGGGGUCGCUUUCUGACCUCUACUGCAUCUUGUUGGUUCUUCUUGUGCAUUUCGCCACUGAGAGGAUAGCCGUGUCCCGUUGAGGAUGCCUAACAGGGUGUCCGGAUAUUUGGCGGGCCGAGACUGUUUCAGCGGAGAGAGAAGUGGCAUUAAAAGCAUAGUAAUUGAGUUAUCCAGAAAUACUCCUCAGUUUCAUCAGCUGUCCGGGUGACUGGUCUCAGAUGAUCCCGCAGGUGAAGAAGCCGGAUAUGGAAGUCGUAGGCUGGCGUGGUUCCACGUGGUCUGCGGUUGUGAGGCCGGUUAGACGUACUGCCUAAAACGACAUUGGAGGUGGCUUAUGGCUGAAGACGCAGUCCUGAAGAUUGAUGGAGGGCCAUGCUAUUCAAACAGCAGGCGUUGCUGAGACAGAAGCUCUUUGUGCUGGGCAGCCUUGCUAUCGGGAGUCUCCUCUAUCUAGUGGCCAGGGUUGGGAGCUUGGAUAGGCUGCAGCCUAUUUGCCCCAUAGAGAGCAGACUGGGCCCUCCUCACCUGCCGGAGCAGAUCCCUCUCCGGACCCUGCAGUAUAAGCGUGGUCUGCUCCACGAGCUCCGCAAGGGCAAUGCCACCAAAGAGCAGAUCCGCCUGCACAACCUGGUGCAGCAGCUGCCCCGGGCCAUCAUUAUCGGGGUGCGCAAGGGGGGCACGCGCGCCCUGCUGGAGAUGCUCAACCUGCACCCGGCGGUGGUCAAGGCCUCGCAGGAGAUCCACUUCUUUGACAACGACCAGAACUACGCCCGGGGCAUCGACUGGUACCGGGAGAAGAUGCCCUUCUCCUUCCCCCAUCAGAUCACCAUUGAGAAGAGCCCCGCCUACUUCAUCACAGAGGAGGUCCCGGAACGCAUCUUCAAGAUGAACUCCUCCAUCAAGCUGCUGAUCAUCGUGCGCGAGCCCACCACCAGAGCUGUGUCUGACUACACACAGGUGCUGGAGGGCAAGGAGCGCAAGAACAAGACCUACCACAAGUUUGAGAAGCUGGCCAUCGACGGCAACACGUGUGAGGUGAACACAAAGUAUAAGGCUGUACGGACCAGCAUUUACACCAAGCACUUGGAGCGCUGGCUGAAGUACUUCCCUGUGGAACAAUUCCACAUUGUGGACGGGGACCGUCUGAUCACGGACCCGUUGCCGGAGCUGCAGCUCGUCGAGCGCUUCCUCAACCUCCCGUCCAGGAUCAGCCACUAUAAUCUGUACUUCAAUGCCACCAGGGGAUUCUACUGCCUGCGAUUUAACAUUGUCUUCAACAAGUGCCUGGCAGGCAGCAAGGGGCGCAUCCACCCUGAGGUGGACCCUUCGGUCGUGGCCAAACUGAGGAAGUUCUUCCACCCCUUCAAUCAGAAGUUUUAUCAGAUCACUGGCAGGACAUUCAACUGGCCCUGAGAAACGAAGGGAAGGUCUAUAUAAAUGUGUUAACUAAAGUUGUUCUGUUGACAUUUUCAAGAUGUCAACCUCAAAAAUAUUAAAGGAUAUUAAAAAGCACUUUGAUUGAAUUUAACACCUAUGAGAAUGACAAUGUGACCAAAUAUGUAACGGAAUCAAUGUAUGUUUGUUUGUAAAUAUGUAAGGGGGUGGAGGAAAAAUGGUUUGUGAGUUACAAAACAAUUCAGUUUAAUGCGCCUGAUCUUCAUGUGUAAUAGUUCACCUGUUUGACACUUUUCCCCAUUUAUAAACUCAUAAUUUUGCCAUCUUUCACAGGUUGACAUUUAUUGGGUUGAGUCUUGUCCUUGAGGCAGAACUGAACGAUUUCCGCUAUAUGGGCCAGUUGCAAAGUCGAAAUUCGCUAUAUUGUAAAAAAAUAUUUAUUUAAGAUUAGGGUUGGCAGUAUGGUUAGGGUUAAGGUUAGGUUUAAAAUCUGAUUGUAUGGCUUUGUGGCUGUGCCAGCUAGUGACCACACUGCAGAGCUGCCUCCAGAACAAGUUUCAUGACAAAAAAAACACUAACCUGCUCAUCUCUCAGCCAAUACUGAAUGAAGGGUGUACUCUCAAAUGUGAGAUAGACAUUAGAUUAUUUUAAGAACGAUGUGGCUUUUAAAAGAAGACUUGUCAGUCGACACACACAUUUUACCGAUUUGAAAGCGUUGAUAAACCUAUACGUGUGACAAUGUUUCAUAUUAAAACAACCUUGACGAAGACGUAAGCCCACAUGUUCUUACAGUUUUGAAUGUGAUAGUCAUGCAUUUAUUUCCCUCUCAUUUAGAUGUUGUUUUAUAUGUGCAAUGGACUUUUUUUUUAAAUGUAUUCCAGUAUCAUUCUUAAAACAUUAUUCCAGUACCAUUCUUUAAACCUUUAUUUGUUUCUGUUGUUUAUUCAUGUUCUCCACUACCAUGAAGCGCUUGUAUCUGUAAUAUAACUCCGAAAUCUAGGAGAUUCCCAAGAGGGAAUAGGAGCAUAGCAUUUCGCACCAAAUUCUGACUCAGAUAAAAAUGUGGUCUUGUAUGUCAAGCAUUUAAAUGUUGCGUAAGGGAUUUGAGUGGCAACUUUGUCCCCGUCCCCCUCCCCAGUAUUGAAAUUGUUUGUCAUUGCCCUUGGCCAAAAGCCAUUGUAAAAAGUUAUUUGUUAGUUACUGUCAAACCAUCUAAUGCUUAUUCUACUACAAUUACCAGAUUUGUUUUAUGUGCAAAUAGCCACGCUGUAUCAUAAGUGUAUUGUUCUGUAACAAAAAAAAAGGAUUUCAUUAAAAUAACAUUUAAACAUGUCAA